This is a messenger RNA of Zea mays, 1636 nucleotides long. RefSeq lists its product as uncharacterized. Bases 234 to 1352 code for a protein of 372 amino acids. The record is from RefSeq and is a predicted model, not a curated record. NCBI's taxonomy places the organism in Eukaryota, Viridiplantae, Streptophyta, Magnoliopsida, Poales, Poaceae. The transcript has a single exon.
AAACUACAUUCGCUUAGUAAUAAUUUAUCAAACGACAAGCCUGUUUUAGGGCUCAGCCCAAGACCAGAGUACUGUUGUUACUGGGCCGGGGGUAGAUGGCAAACCCGUAAUUACAAGCAAAAGGCCAGGGCAGAAAAAGAGGCGAGGAAAGCACACACAGGCUCAGCACAGCACAGCCUCUGCCACUCACCCCAAUCCACCGGAUCCCCACCCCCACCUCGCUACCCCGCCCGAUGAAGGCGUCGAUCAAGUUCCGCGACGACGAGCGGCCGCUGGUGCGCGCCAAGGUGCCGAUCGUCGUGCUGGGGCUGCCGUUCCAGUCGGGGCUCGCGGCGGGAAGGGACCUGCGGGAGCUCCGCUUCGACGUGUCCACGGCGUUCGCAUCGGGCCCGGCGCUCCGGCUCUCGUACCGCCCCAACGACCCGGCGCUCCCCUUCGCGCUCGCCGUGCGCGCGGGGCUCGGCCCGCUGGGGUCCCCGGCACGCGCGCCUUUCGCGCUCGCCGCCGAGUUCAACCUCGUCGCCCACGACCCCUCCUCGUCGCCCGCCUUCUUCCUCCGCCUCAAGCCGCGGCUCGGCGACUUCUCGCUCUCUCACACGCUGCGCUCCCCCGCGGCGGCGCCAGCGCCACGGAAGGCCGGGGAGCCGGGCUCCGACGGCCGGCGGGAGGUGAAGCCUCUGGACUACAUGCCGCCGUUCACGUUCACCGGGAGCGGGCUCGCUGCCGACGUGGCGGCGGCGGGGACCGGCAGCGGGGUCGGCGCGCUGCUGUCCGGCAUGCGGCUGACGACCAGGAGCGUGCUCCCGCUGUGGGGCCGGGCGAGCCUGCGGUUCAACUGGGGCCUGCGCGUGCCGCCGGAGCUGCUCGCCGCCGACGGCAAGGGCGCGCGCGCGCCCGUCAGCAAGAUGCCGCUGCUGGUCAUGAGCAAGGUCUGCAUCGAGCAGUCCCCGCGCUCCGUCACGGGCACCAAGGCCGGCGGCCGAGCACCUGGACCCGCCCUGGCCUCCACGGACGCGGCGUCGGACGGCGACGCGGCGUUCUCGCUGGUGAGGCGGCAGCUGGAGUCGCUGAGCGUGGACAACAUGCUGCUCCGGCGCGCCGUGGAGGACCUCCGCGCGGAGGUCCGCAGCAGCAACAGCAGGGCCGCGCCGCCCGCUGCUUCUGCUGCGGGGGCCCGUGGCUUGGGCAGGGUGGCGGCGACCGCGCCACAAAUGCAGGCGCAGACGCAGACGCAGCCUUACCACGUGACGAAGCCGGACCACCGCGCCCGGGGCGCCGCGAGGGAGGCUGCGGCCACGCCGGACGACGUCAGCGAGGAGCUGAAGAAGGCGUUGGAGGCCCGCCUGCGCUGAGCAGUCAGCCUUGGCUGCCAGGCUGCGUCGCGUGCGAGCCCGGCAGCUCACCGGCACCGCUCGAGUGAAGGUGAAGUGCUAGUGUCGCUGUUAGGCGUUGUAAUCUGUUGGUGUCAGCAGCAAUUUGGAGCUGCUGAUUUCUCCCUGUUGCUUGCUUAGGUCGUAAGUGUUGUGAAUGAUCGCUGGGAAGAAGGGGAUCGGACUUGUCUUGCCAUUCCAUUCUGUGCUGGAUGAGGGACUUGAUCAACUAAGAAGCGCAAAAUAACCAACUUUAUUAAAGCUAA